Salvia miltiorrhiza (redroot sage) is the source of this 1432-nucleotide messenger RNA. RefSeq lists its product as uncharacterized. NCBI's taxonomy places the organism in Eukaryota, Viridiplantae, Streptophyta, Magnoliopsida, Lamiales, Lamiaceae. The record is from RefSeq and is a predicted model, not a curated record. The transcript has 7 exons. The coding region runs from base 425 to 1162 and encodes 245 amino acids.
UGUGUCAUGUGUAUGCAUAUAUGAAGAGAUGUUCUAUAUUCACACGCGUGCUACCAAAAUAUAUAAAUAGGCACACAAAAAGUAGCUUCCAUUUGUAUUUGUAUACUUUUUUUUUUUUUUUUCUUCUUCUUCUUUUCCUACGUGCACUUCAGAUUCCAUCUUACUUUUACUUCCCCUCUUCACCUUCCCACCAGUUCAAUUUUUUCAGUAGCUUAAAGAAUCUUUGAGCUGCAAAAAAAGAAAAACAAAAACCACUCUUGUUCCAAUCCGUAAUCCUCGAUUUCUCCGCAUCAAGCUCACGUUUAUCCACUCAUGCUCUUCCUCUUUUCUUGAGCCCCUCAAACACACCAAAAAUUCUGAUCAGAAAACCGAUUUUAAAUCUUCAAAAAAAAAAAAAAGUUGUUUGUUGGUGCAUGUUUGUGUUAUGAUGGCUAGCUCAAGUGGGACCUUCAAAGAAGGGGUUAACAAGCAAGCUCAUAACUCUGUUUCUUCGUCCUACAAUGGCGGCUCUGUGCAUGGAGAGUGGGGUGUGCCAACUUUUCAGCAUCAGCAGACCAUUUCCAUGGACUGGACUCCUGAAGAGCAAGCUCUCUUGGAGGAGGGUUUGGCCAAAUAUGCCACAGAGUCGAACAUCAUCCGUUAUGCAAAGAUCGCUGUGCAGCUAAAGAACAAGACUGUUCGAGAUGUGGCUUUACGGUGCAGAUGGAUGACUAAGAAAGAAAUCAGCAAGAGACGGAAAGAGGAUUUCAAUGCAAGGAAAAGCAAAGAUCGAAAGGAAAAGUUCAUCGACUCUACAGCAAAGCCUUCUCGAUUAUCCAUCCAAUCGGGUCUAUCUCAAGCUCCGGGAAUGGUUUCCAAUUGUAAUGAUGACAGCAUCUCAUACAAUGAUUUAACUGGUGCCACUCGGCAGCUUCUUCAGCAUAACGCUUGGACUUUCAAACAGAUAUCUGCAAAUCUCUCCACUCAUCAGAUACACGAAAACAUUGGGCUUCUGAGUCAAGCUCGAGACAACAUCUUCAAAAUUUUAACCAAUGUGGAUUGGGUCGACUGCAGCUUGAACGACAUGGGGCCAACAAUGAAGAGAAUGCCUCAGCUCCCUAAACUGAACGAAGAGCUAGCCAACUCCAUCCUUCCUUCGACAAACUUCCCUAUCCAACUAUGAUCUGAUCAUCAAGAAGCUGCAGAUAUUUGCUGAUGAAAAAGAUGGAUUGCAUCAUGAUUGACAGCAGAGGUAAUCAACAUCUGAUAUCUGAAUUUAUUGAAAGUGGUGGAAUGGAAAUCUCUUGGGAGUAUAUUUUGUACCUUAAAUGGUGAAAUUUGAGUUGAUUCAUACAUAAAAGAUUACAUCAUGAAAAAGCAAAUAUCCAUUUCUGUAGCUGGAUUUGUAAGUUUUACAAGAAAUUAAUGGUUGAUGCAAGUGUUUGAGAUGUUA